CUCCCGCCCGCACCGACUCGCUCCCGGCCGCCUCCAUCCAUCCCGGCCGCGGCGGGCGCCGGGUGGGACGCGGCACACGGGACACGGGAUACGGGACACGGGAUACGGGACACGGGACCCCGCGCUCCCCACGCCUGAAGACCCCGCGAUCUCUCCCCGCCGCGGGAAUGCGCUUUCUCCGAGCACUCCUGUCGAACCCCGGCCGGCAACCUGUGGGCUGAUCUUCUUCCCCUCGGCAACUUUCUGGGCUGGUCGUCUUCCCCCGGCAACUUUUGGGUUGAUCUUCUUCCCCUCGGCAACUCUCGGGUUGCUCUUCGCCCGGUGCUUCCCGUCUGCCUUCUGCUCGUCGGGCUCCUCCGCCGCCUCCCUUUGCGGAAGGAAAGCUUUCACUCCUUCAACAGCACUGAUUUUGCUGGGUGGUUUUUUAUUUCUUUUUUUUUUUUUUAACUGUGGCUGGCGGCUUUUGGUUUUCCGUGUGUCUGUGUGUCUGUGUGUCUGUGUGUGGGGGCUUUUUGGAGCAGGUUGGCCGUGUCCAUCCCGCUGGACGAGAGAAAAGCCAUGUUUCCGAGAGCAGGCUUCCACCUGCUGCGGUUCAAAUAUUGUUAAGCAGCCGGUUUCUGUGGCCGAAUUAGAGGAAGACUGUCUCAGAUACUAAAAAAAAAAAAGAGAGAGAGAGAGAGAAUUGGCAAUGAGUGCCGAAGUUGUUGCAGACUGUUGGUUUGACUGCUGAGGAGGACGUGAGUGGGAGAGAGAGAGCGCUGUUGCACACACAAAACCACAGAGAGAACCCACAAUUUAACCAACAUCCCCAAACCCGAGUUUUCGGCUGUGGACCUUUUAGCCUCAGAGCUUGCGAUCGGCCGCGACCUUUCUUUAAACCGAUGAAAGGCGUUACACCAAAGACAGAGAUUCGAAGCUUGAAUGCAAUGCCCUGAGCUUUUCUUUUUUCGCUUUUCUUUUUUUUUUUUUUGCCUUUUUUUUUUUUUUUUGCGCAAGAAUAAUCUAGAGGUCAUGACACGACUACUCUUAGAGAGACGCGAACCAAACUACUGAAGCUCAUUUUCAAGGCUGCUUUAAAAAAAAAAAAAAAAAAAAAAAAAAAAAAAAAAAAAAAAAAAGGAAAAGAAAAAACUCGCAGAGAACAUUAAUGGAUUCCUGUUGUGUUUAAAUUCUCUACAGAUUAUACUGUAAAUAUUUUAUGAAGUCCGGUAUAUGUGUGUGUGGUUGCGUGUGUGGACGUGAAUAUAUAUACACAGUUGUAGCCAGCUGACCUUUGAUCACAAAGUCUCGCUCUCGUACCGCCUUCUCUGAAGACAACCCCGAAUUUCCCUCUCGAAAAGAGCCAUUUUUUGCCCGCGGAAGGCGCCGGUGUGGUUUAUUUUCUCUUGGGACUGUAGAGAAAUCACCUGGAAGAGACCGGCAGGCGGCUGACAGGGAAGCCCAGGCUUAGCGCGUGUUUCUUGUUACUUGGUCGCCUCCCUUCUUCUUUUUUUUUUUUUUUUCUUUUUUUCCCCUCGGGGAGUUUGGAAUGAGCUUUCUCCCCGAGAACUUUUUGUGGCGCGGCCGCGGACUCGAUGCGCGGUAAAGCCCCGCACGGACGCCCCUUGGGUUUAUCGGAUUAACGCGUUUGUUCCGCCGCUCCAGGAAGCCAAGAGUUAAGUCUGGGCGCGCUCUCUCUAUAUCUCAGCAAAAAAAAAAAAAAGAAAAUUAACUUCGGGGACUGGCGUAGAAACAAGUUUCCCGCGGGUCCUCGGCCCCGUCUCCGUUUAUGUUGGUCCCCGGAGAGCGGCUCGCCGAAGAGUUCCGCUCGCCUCGCUGUUCUGUAAGAACUCCGUGGAGGUCCCUCACUCAAAAGGCUUGUUGUGAUGCGUAUCCCCGUAGAUACCAGCACCAGCCGCCGCUUCACGCCGCCCUCCACCACGCUGAGCCCGGGGAAGAUGAGCGAGCCGCUGGCGCUGCCCGGCGCCGAGCACGGCGGGGCUUUGCCGGGGAAGCUGCGCGGCGCCGACCGCAGCAUGGUGGAGGUCCUGGCCGACCACCCCGGGGAGCUGGUGCGCACCGACAGCCCCAACUUCCUCUGCUCCGUGCUGCCCACCCACUGGCGCUGCAACAAGACGCUGCCCAUCGCCUUCAAGGUGGUGGCCUUGGGGGACGUCCCCGACGGGACGCUGGUGACGGUGAUGGCCGGGAACGACGAGAACUACUCGGCGGAGCUGCGGAACGCCACGGCCGCCAUGAAGAACCAGGUGGCGCGGUUCAACGACCUCCGCUUCGUGGGCAGGAGCGGGAGAGGGAAAAGCUUCACGUUGACAAUCACGGUGUUCACCAACCCCCCCCAAGUAGCCACAUACCACAGAGCCAUCAAGAUAACAGUGGAUGGACCUCGGGAACCCAGAAGACACCGUCAGAAGAUAGAUGAGCAGACGAAGCCUGGCAGUCUGUCCUUCUCUGAGCGCCUGAGCGAGCUGGAGCAGCUGCGGCGCACGGCCAUGAGGGUCAGCCCACACCACCCACCCCCCCCAGCCAACCCACGGGCCUCCCUCAACCACUCCACUGCUUUUAACCCUCAGCCUCAGAGCCAGAUCCAGGACACGAGGCAGGUGCAGCCGUCCCCGCCGUGGUCCUACGACCAGUCCUACCAGUACCUGGGCUCCAUCGCCGCGCCCUCGGUGCACCCGGCCACGCCGAUCUCGCCGGGCAGGGCCGGCGGCAUGUCCUCGCUCACCGCCGAGCUCUCCAGCCGCCUCUCCAGCGCUUCAGACCUGACGGCCUUCAGCGACCCCCGGGUGGGCAUCGACCGCUCCUUCCCGGCGCUGCCGUCCAUCUCCGACCCGCGGAUGCACUACCCGGGGGCCUUCACCUACACGCCCACGCCCGUCAGCUCCGGCAUCGGCAUCGGCAUGUCCGCCAUGUCCACGGCCUCCCGCUACCACACGUACCUCCCGCCGCCCUACCCGGGCUCCUCGCAGGCCCAGGGCGGCCCUUUCCAGGCCGGCUCCCCUUCCUACCACCUGUACUACGGCACCUCGGCCGGCUCCUACCAGUUCUCCAUGCUCUCCGGGGGCGACCGCUCCCCGCCGCGCAUCCACCCGCCCUGCACCAACGCCUCCACGGGCUCGGCGCUGCUCAACCCCAACCUGCCCAGCCAGAGCGACGUGGUGGAGGCCGAGGGCAGCCACAGCAACUCGCCCACCAACAUGGCCAGCACGGCGCGGCUGGAGGAGGCCGUCUGGAGGCCCUACUGAUCCCCUGGGAGCUCCCCCGGGGGCAGGACUGCCGCGCUUUGCCGGUGCCCGCGGGCGUCCCGCCGACGCCCGCCCGCCGUCGGUUUGAGGAGCGAACCCUCCAGGAGCUGUGGCGCAGGCCCUGGAGAAGCACCAGGACAUCCCUGAGCUUCUGGGGGAAAGGAGGACGCCCCGCUUCGGUGGCCCGUUCGGCUGGGUAGGAAGGUUUGUCUCCGAGGCCCCGUGGCUUUUCCUGGGCUUUAUGAAGGUUCUCCACCAAAAAAAAAAAAAGAGAGAGAGAAAGAGAGUGUUUCGGUUCACUUCUAUUUUUAAGACUUAAAAAACUAAAACCAAAAAAACCAAAAAAAAAACCACAAAAAAACCCACAAAAAAAAAUUAAAUAAAAAACCCAUAGUGAGUUUACUGCAUCUAAUGGACAUUUUACCUGUAAAGAAAGUAUAGGAAGAUUCCCAGAGGGAAACUGUGAACGCUCCUGUUUUAGCAAUGCUGUGAAUGAGAGGGUUUUUUUAUAUGUUGGACUUCGUCCUUUCUUUGCUUUGUUUUGUUGGGGUGUUUGUUUUUUUUUUAAACCACGUUGUAUAUCCCAAAGAAUAUGGAAUUUUUUUAUGGCUGGGGUUUUGGUUUUUUUGGGGUUUUUGUUUUGUUUUGUUUGGGGUUUGGUUUUUUUGGGGGGUUUUUUUUAGGAUGCAGCUCAUCCUGCUUUGCAUCUAAUUUCUCUUGGCACCUUAUAAAUUGCAAAAACAAAAAGAUUUUGCUCUUUUUUGUUUUGUUUUGUUUUAAUCACGCUCGCUUCUUUCUUGCUUUGUCAACUGAAAGAAUCAGCCCCUUUUUCAAUGAGUUAAUUUAACUUUUUAUCUCUUGGACUUCUAUUUUUUUUUUUUUUAUACCACAAUGGCUACAGCCUUGGGUCAUUUUCAACUACUGUACUUCUUUGAUGAGUUCAUUGAUAUUUAUGCUUGAUAUUUAGACUUUUCUUAUUUGUUGAUACUAUUAUUAUUUAAAUGUGCCUAUAUUAAAAAAAAAAAAUCAGCAAUUGCCUUUUUUUGGUAGCAGCCAAAGUCAAAUUUAUCCCAUGGAAAAAGGCUGGAUAACGAUGGGUAAAGUGACCUCCUAAUUACCUAGAAAUGUUGUUUACAAUUAUCUCACUCUCAGCUCGCUGGGCUCAGAUUCCCAAAGGCAUUGAGGUGCCCAAUUCCUGCUGGAAGGCACCAAAAUCCCUGGGAAUUUCAGUGGAGUCAUCUCUCCCUACUGCUCCCACGCUUUUCCUUCGUUGCCAGUGGUGACCCUCAGGAUCAGGGAUCAGGAUGUAGGUAUUCCAUGAGGCAGAUUCAAUAUUCCCUAAUUAAUGGGGAAUUCCCUAAUUAACGGCCCCGCUCUGCUCCUGGGCUUGCCUGGGCUUCCCAACGGUGCCAGUGGUGGCUUCCUGGUCCUUCAGAAGCGAAAGCCAACCCGCAGAUCUGAGGGUGGUGAAGCACUGGAACAGAUUUCCCAGAGGAUUUGUGGCUGCCCCAUCUUUGGGAGUGUCCAAGGCCAAGUUGGGGGGAGCUCUGAGCAACCCGGUCUAGUGGCUCCCUGUCCAUGGCACGGGGUUGGAUUGGAUGGUCUUUAAGGUCCCUUCCAACCCAAACCACUCCAUGGUUCAUUUUAGGCAGGGCACAAGCACCUCAGAUGUCACUGUAAAGUUUAUUUUUUAUGUGAGGGCACCGUUUGAUCGGGAGGGUUUGAUCCGAGGGCGGUCCUUGCGCCGCUCCUCGAGCCCAAACUGCCGAUGCUGCGCGUCCCAAACGAGCUGAUUGUUAUUUAAUGUACCUCUUGCAACGAGUGAAAACCAAUUGCAGGUCGACUCAGAGAGUUAUUUGAAAGCAGGGCUUCAGAUCAGUGUUUGAUGUUGUAAAAAAAAAAAAAAAAAAAAAAAAAAAGAAAAAGUUAAAAGGAUUCGAAUUAAAAAGAUCCUUGGCUGCAGGCAGCAAAACAGCUGGAUUUAUUUAAAACCAUUUGUUUUUCGAGAUUUCUUUUUUUUCUUUUCUUUUUUUUUUAUGUGUAUAUGAUUUUGCUUCUUUGUUUAAAUCAGAUGCAGUAGCACUUUGGUGUUGAAAAGUUCCGAAUCGAAGAGUUUACCUUGUCGAUAAGGUCAUUUUUUUUCUUUUGUGCAGAAAACAGGGAGUGUUUCAAGAGAUCCCCAGCAAAUGUCCAAAUUGUUUCUGAUAAAACACACACGUGGCCUUGUGCUUCUCAUUUAGUGGGAGAUUCUUUAUAAUUUCCCAGAGUUUGCUCCAAACCAAAAAAAAAGGCAGAAAACCUCAAAAUUAUAUCAGAAUACUUAAAAAUAUAUUUUGGAAGUCUGAAAACCUGGCUGAAUGCAGAAAUACAGAGACUUUACCCGUUGUGGCAUUCCCACAGUUGGACUCUUCACCUCUUCAGCAGCCUAAAAAAAAAAAAAAGGUCCUUCAUCACUAAAGGGCAGCUCUUGGUGCAGAAUCCAUCUCACACCUUCUCUGGGGCUGGGCAAUUAAAACCUUCAUUUGUUACAGCUCCCACAUCUGCCUUGUGACUGGACCACCCAAGUGCUGGGAGGGGAACCCAGGAGGGAGGGAGAGGAGCUCGGAGGAGGGAAGGGCUGCCAUGGCCAGGAGACUUGGAGAGGGAUUUUCCACAAGGGCAUGGAGUGACAGGACAAGGGGAAUGGCCUUGAGCUGAAGGAGAGCGGGGUUAGGUGGGAUAUUAGGAAGGAAUUCUUGGUUGUGAGGGUGGGGAGGAUCUGGGAUGGAAUUCCCAGAGAAGCUGUGGCUGCCCCUGGAUCCCUGGAAGUGUCCAAGGCCAGGUUGGAUGGGGCUUGGAGCAACCUGGGCUGGUGGAAGGUGUCCCUGCCCAUGGCUGGGGGUGGAAUUGGAUGAUCUUUAAGAUCCCUCCCAACCCAAACCAUUCCAUGAUUCUUUGAGUUCAGUCCAGUGGCAGAAGGGAGGUUGUUGAGAUCACCAAAGGGAGGUUGUUGUGGUCACCUGAGUGAGGUUGUUGUGGUCACUAAAAGGAGGUUGUUGAGAUCACCAAAGGGAGGAUGUUGUGAUCACCCAGGUGAGGUUGUUGUGGUCACCAAAGGGAGGUGGUUGUGGUCACCCAAGUGAGGUUUUUGUGGUCACCUGAGUGAGGUUGUUGUGGUCACUAAAAGGAGGUUGUUGUGGUCACCCCAGUGAGGUUGUUGUGGUCACCCAAGUGAGGUUGUUGUGGUCACCCAAGGGAGGUGGUUGUGGUCACACAAGUGAGGUUUUUGUGGUCACACAAGUGAGGUUGAUGUGGUCACCCAAGGGAGGUUAAUGGUCACCACACUCCCAGGCCUGUGGGUCACCACAACCUCCUUCCUGCUAAAGCCCUUUGCCCCUUCUGGCCACUAGUAUUUCAAACCACCCACUUUUGAAACUAAAAGAUCAGGGAUUCCCAAGAAUCCAAGAGCUGGGCAUCCCCCAGCCUGGAGAUCAGAACGUUUUUUACGUCUCCCCGUGCACUUUCUCCACACUUCUCCUUAAGCUGAAGCUCAGUUUUGCUCUCCCUGGUGUGAAGGGGGUGAGGAGCUACAGAACUGGUCACCACACUUCCCCAGUGUCUUACUGACACUUUCCUGGGAUUUCCCACUCUCUCCCUCGUGGGGAUUUCAAGUAACUCAGUUUUGGAGUCCAACCUCCCUGUGCACGUCAAGCACAGCACGAAGCAUCACCCCCUUGAGGGAGGAAGCACCAAGUUCAUUAUCCCUGGCAAUUAAUCUGGGCAAUCACUGUGGGUUUCAGUGUUUGUGUAAACCACAGUUUAACCAAAUCUGUAUUUUUGUAGCCACCCCACACCCCACCAAGGACAAGCAAAGAUCUUCAAGGCGGCGAAAAUGCCCUCACGUUGUUCCUGUUGUGUCUUAAGAGCACUUAGCAGGCAGAAAAAGGACAUUUGGAGAGAACAUUUCCCCCAUCCACAUCUCCAAAUCGGAGUAUAUAAGUAUAGAUUUAGAUAUGUAUAUAUAAAAUAUAUGUAUUUAUAUAGUUUUAUCACCCCGGGAGCCGGGUGGGAUUAAAAAAACAGAGCUGUUGUGCUCCUGCUGUUGCAGUCAGGGAGUGCUUUAGGUGCCUUCCCCUCCCGAAAUGGAGCUCAGGGCAGUCCUGGCUGUCAGCUUGGGUGUUCCUUUCACGAGACACAACUCCCUGUCCGGAUGCAGCCACGUCAAACAGCUUCCAACCAAACACAGGGCCAAAGAUGUCCCUCUCCAACAACAUCUAUGCUCAUUUAAGAGCCUCCUGCUCACUUCCAGGAGCUUUAGCCCGAGGAUGGGCAGAUGCAAAGCGCACCCUCACCACGAAGGGUUGGAUUUGUAGGAUUAGGCCAAAUUCUCCGCUGGGAAGGAGCGAAACCCUUCCCUCCAAACCCCCCAAAGUGUUCCCAGUUACCUGCACUCUUGAAACCUUCGUUUUUCUGCUUUCUGGGUGACCUUUUCCAUUGUUUGGUGUGUUUUGAAGAUUCAGGGAGAAGUGGAUCCUUGUUUUCCUGCCUCGUAUUUUUAUUUUUGUUCACCUUCGCUCGGUCAGUACCAACCACUCGGCAUUUUUCUCCUCGUCCUAAAAAAGGGUUGCAUCGACAGAGUUACUUGUAUUUAUGUCUGUAAAUAGAUUUCAAAAGCUUCAUAGCAAAAUAUUUAGUGCUUGUAAUUGCUCUGCCUUUUUUGUUUUGUUUUAUUUUGGUUUUUUUCCCAUUUUUCCGUGUUUUUAAUGAACUUACCUUUGUGUUCGCUUAAAUACUGUAGUGAGACUUAUUUCUUUCCCCAUGAGUUAUUUUUUUAGGCUUCAAGAUGAACUACAUUUAAUUCACUUUUGUAAACAGUUAUAGCAUGGUCUCUUAUCCAACAUCCUCCACUUUUUGUUUUGGUGGGAGGAGAGAAACGAAGGUGCAGAAAAUUUUGCAGGUUGUUUGUGGGAUUUCGGUCCCGUCUCUUCCUUCAAACAAAAAGCUGAACUUCCAGGGUGAGGUGGUGAGGACACAGCAGGGGACACCCCCUGUCAGAACGGCCCCAAAGGGCAUUUGUUCAGCAUUUUCUGUUUACAAAACAUUUCCAGAAGGGGAAAACCACCAGCUUGUGGAAGUUGCCUUUUUUUUGUUGUUUUUUUUCGAGGGUUUGAUCACAGGGGAUUUUUCCUCUCGAGGAGGGAGGGAGGGAGGGAGGGAAGGGGUGGCUGCUGGUUUGUUUUUUGGUUUUUUUUGAAGAAGAAGAAGAUAGGAAAAGAGAAUAGAGUGGAUUUUUUUCCCCCCACUGCAGGAAGUGUCUGAAUGCCAGGUCAGACUCUUGCUGUCCCACAGGGAUGGCUGUGUCCAGCACCACAGGAGAAUUCAUUACAACUACACCCAGGGCAGCUGGACUGCUGCGUUAGUUCUAAUGAAGACCUUCUUUCUUUUUCUUUUUCUUUCUUUCUUUCUUUCUUUCUUUCUUUGUACCACAGUUUCCUCUGUAAAUUCAGUAUCAUAAUUAGCGUGAAUGACAAAUAAAAUGUUUGAUGAGUAUGCA
Pseudopipra pipra is the source of this 8778-nucleotide messenger RNA. RefSeq names its product RUNX family transcription factor 1 (gene RUNX1). The transcript is spliced from 6 exons. Gene Ontology annotation, cellular component: nucleus. Gene Ontology annotation, biological process: neuron differentiation; chondrocyte differentiation; ossification. The record is from RefSeq and is a predicted model, not a curated record. Gene Ontology annotation, molecular function: RNA polymerase II cis-regulatory region sequence-specific DNA binding; DNA-binding transcription factor activity, RNA polymerase II-specific; ATP binding. The coding region runs from base 1866 to 3245 and encodes 459 amino acids. Lineage: Eukaryota; Metazoa; Chordata; Aves; Passeriformes; Pipridae.